This is a messenger RNA of Budorcas taxicolor (takin), 782 nucleotides long. It is a transcript of the gene RPS5, whose product is annotated as ribosomal protein S5. Gene Ontology annotation, molecular function: rRNA binding; mRNA binding; structural constituent of ribosome. Gene Ontology annotation, biological process: ribosomal small subunit assembly; translation. The record is from RefSeq and is a predicted model, not a curated record. Lineage: Eukaryota; Metazoa; Chordata; Mammalia; Artiodactyla; Bovidae. The transcript is spliced from 6 exons. Gene Ontology annotation, cellular component: ribosome; cytosolic small ribosomal subunit. Bases 117 to 731 code for a protein of 204 amino acids.
GAAGUUCUCGCCUCAGUUAAAGGCCUCGGCCCGCGGUGCGCGGCCUCUUCCUGUCUGUGCCUGAGCGGCGCGUGGUCAACGCCGAGCGGUAGAGACUCCUCGGCUGUGUCUUCAGGAUGACGGAGUGGGAAACAGCUGCACCUGCAGUAGCAGAGACCCCCGACAUCAAGCUCUUUGGAAAGUGGAGCACCGAUGACGUGCAGAUCAAUGACAUUUCUCUGCAGGAUUACAUUGCUGUCAAGGAGAAGUACGCCAAGUACCUGCCCCACAGCGCGGGCCGCUAUGCGGCCAAGCGCUUCCGCAAGGCGCAGUGCCCCAUCGUGGAGCGCCUCACCAACUCCAUGAUGAUGCACGGCCGCAACAAUGGCAAGAAGCUCAUGACCGUGCGCAUCGUCAAGCACGCCUUCGAGAUCAUCCACCUGCUCACUGGCGAGAACCCCCUGCAGGUCCUGGUGAACGCCAUCAUCAACAGCGGCCCCCGGGAGGACUCCACCCGCAUUGGGCGAGCUGGAACAGUGAGGCGGCAGGCCGUGGACGUGUCCCCACUGCGCCGUGUGAAUCAGGCCAUCUGGCUGCUGUGCACCGGCGCCCGGGAGGCCGCCUUCCGGAAUAUCAAGACCAUUGCCGAGUGCCUGGCGGAUGAACUCAUCAACGCAGCUAAGGGCUCUUCCAACUCCUACGCCAUCAAGAAGAAGGACGAGCUGGAGCGCGUGGCCAAGUCCAACCGCUGAUCGCUGGCUGCGGCCACAAUAAACUUGUUCGCCCUGUGGGGUGGCCCCUUC